This is a messenger RNA of Peronospora matthiolae, 273 nucleotides long. The record is from the annotation of a GenBank genome assembly. Lineage: Eukaryota; Oomycota; Peronosporomycetes; Peronosporales; Peronosporaceae.
AUGGCAACUUCCCAGCAGAUUGCGGACCUCGGUCGCAAGAUCUUCCAGCGUCUCCCGCAGCGCCACACGCCGUCGGGCAACAAGGUGAUCAGCAAGCAGCUCAAGGGUGACAAGGUGGCUUCUUGGUUCAACAAGCCGCUGUUGCUGCGUCUCGGUGGCAAUGACCCGAACUACGAGAUUUUGAGGGAGGAGCGUCUUGGUAAGCUCGACCAGAUGAAGCGGAGGGGCAAGUCGAUUCCCAAGAAAGGGGCAGGCAAGCGGUCGAAGAAGUAA